Arctia plantaginis is the source of this 879-nucleotide messenger RNA. NCBI's taxonomy places the organism in Eukaryota, Metazoa, Arthropoda, Insecta, Lepidoptera, Erebidae. The record is from the annotation of a GenBank genome assembly.
AUGGAUUCUAAAGCAAAUAUUGAUGAAAUAAAGCGAGAUUUAUCAUUUGCACAAGGAUGUGUUGCUGCUUCAAUAGAGUCGCUUGACAAUAGUGCUAGUGCACCACCAACUGAGAAAUUAAAAAAAGAAACGGAGAAAACCUUUAAUGAAUCAUGUGGAGACGUAGACUACUCACGACCUCCAGAGUGUGGACUUAAAAAGGAAAUGCAAACUGAAGUAAAAAAUAAAUAUGAAAAGGAAGAAGUAAAUGAAGACAUAUUACUGAAAAGUAACUUAAAUCCAUUGAGCGCAGAAUUUGUACCUGGUGACAGACAAAAGACAGGAGCUGUGAAGAAAAAAGGAGGGGGUAGAAAGGAAGCUAUUAGGUCAAUAUCACAGAAUAUGGAAAUGACAUCUCCUGUCCAAGAAGGCCCAAUCAUUCUAACAAGCCCUAUAAAUAUGUUCAGGACAAAAUGUUCGCUGAAUACAGAAAGAAAAAGUGCAAGUUUGGAAAGACAAAUUUUUUCUCUUUCAUCAUCUCAUUCAGACCCGAGUGUCAGUAGUUGUCAAUAUAUUCCAUCAUCAGAAGCUAAUGUUUAUUACAACACAUUUAUGGAAAGGACCACUAUAAAAAGUGACAUAACACAAGAUAUUUGGUCGAAAAUUGAGGAAGAAAUGAAAAGAAAAGAUGAAAUGGUGCGAAGGAGACGAUACUGCAGCUGUACUCAAAGUUCGAGUGGAGAAGUGGCCGCGAAUAGUUGCUUCAAAUGUGAUAACGGAUUGCAUGGUAGUAUCGCUCUGGAAUUUCCCCGACAUACGUUACUGGACAACGUCGAAGACUGCGUCGUAUGCAGCGUAACAAGAAAACACGGCUAUAAUGUUGACGAAAAAUCAUUGUAA